AUGUCCAUUAACCUAAUCCCAGAUAAAGAUGAGGUCGAAUACUUCUGGUGGAGAAACCUGGGAUUCCUAUCGAGUAUCAUUGGCCUGUUAUCUUAUCGUCUGAGUUCCUCUUUUCACUUUAUGUUUGGAGAGAUGAACACUUGGAAGACUCUUCUGUAUAUUUUUUUGAGUCUGAUCUUUCCCUACAGUAUCUUCUUCGUGAAGACAUGGAAACCUCUCCAGAAUUUAUUGUUCAGAUCUCACCUAGCAUUCCUGGUCUUGCUCCUCUCCUCAAUUUACUCUUAUUUCUAUGACAAAUUCGUGAAGGAAAAGCCGGACAUGUUCAGUCUCCUUUCUACUGGUUCAUUUGCUUUGACGUCUUUAAGCUUGAAAAGGCAGAAUAUUCAACUUGGAUUUGAGGAUGAUCUUCUCAAAUUUUUCCUGGGUUUUCUCACCAUCCAGCUCAUGAAGAUCAACUUGCUUCUCGCUUUGGUCGGAGCAGCUUUGUGUUACUUCGCCAUCGUUCUAAUUCCUUGGAGUUUAGGUUCUCCAUUGGAGACUGUUAGUUGUAUUACUGCCCUCCAAGAGAACGUGGCAAUAAAAAUUGAUUGUCGUGUUUCCGAUCUCCGAAAGCAAUUGUGUUCCACUCAGCUGGGAAUUGUGAAUGACAGUGAAAAUCCUGAGAGAUUCGUUUACCCUUCAGAUUUUGAGUCUAGACUCAAGGACGCAAUCGCUUCUGGGUUAGUUCAAGAGUGUUACGACGCUUUCAUCACUUGGCGAAAACAGUUCCUAAACGACCAGAUGACUACUAUGGGGUUUCAGAAUCUCAGCAUCAAUGAAGUCCCCAGGUUGCCGAUGAAAACCCUCAAAAACGACAUCGAAGAAUGGACAAAAGCUUGUCAUUUGGUCGUUAAGAGGCUGUUUCCUCAGGAACGGCAUGCCUGCAGUGUCGUCUUCUCGGCGCUCUCUCCUGGGGACGAACUGUCUUUCAUGGAGGUUUGUCGGGGAAUAAUGGCACGGCUAUUGAAUUAUGCCAAAGCCGUUCUGACCACAGCGCAGUCGCCGGAGCAUUUGGUCACAAUCGUCGUCGUUUUGGACACAUUGGAGGAGAUUUUGCCUGACAUGGAAUCGCUUUUCUGCAAUAAGAUUUGUGAGUUCCUCUACGAUGAAGCUAUCGCAGUGAGCAAAAGACUAGGAGAAGCAAUCACAGGAGUCUUCAUGGAGCUCGAGAAUCUGAUUGGUCAAGACCCGGCAAAAGUAAAUACACACGAAUCUCAAUGCCUGAUCUGCAUUUACCAAUUCUGA
Neltuma alba is the source of this 1284-nucleotide messenger RNA. RefSeq lists its product as uncharacterized. Gene Ontology annotation, molecular function: phosphatidylinositol-4,5-bisphosphate binding. Gene Ontology annotation, cellular component: exocyst. The transcript has a single exon. NCBI's taxonomy places the organism in Eukaryota, Viridiplantae, Streptophyta, Magnoliopsida, Fabales, Fabaceae. The coding region runs from base 1 to 1284 and encodes 427 amino acids. Gene Ontology annotation, biological process: exocytosis. The record is from RefSeq and is a predicted model, not a curated record.